AUGGCUGCUCCAUCCAUACCGAAUCUCCUUUCCCUGAGGGGCAGCGGUCGCGGCGGAGGCCGUGGAGGCAGGGGAAGACGCCAGGCUGGUCCAUCGGCCUCAUCCACAGGAGUAUCUCCAGAUGCCACUAUUCAGGGCACAGAUACCGAUGCGGCUGUGUCACGGCUGAGUGCCGUCGAACUGGGCUACCUGGAAGAUCCCUAUGCGCGGUUCUUCGUAACCGGGCCUCCGACAAGACGGCUGCCCAUUAUCAAUCGAGGUCUGUACCGCGGCACCAAGACCGCCAUAACGUCCAUACGAACAGAUACUGAUGGUCAUACAGGCACCUAUAUGCGAACCAAGUCCCUAGAUGCCAUGGUAGACGCCUUCCUCUCACACAACGGGCCCUCGCUGAAGCAAGUGAUAUCGCUUGGCGCUGGAACAGACACAAGACCACUGCACAUGCUGCAAAAGCCUGGCGCCCAAAAUCUCAUUUAUCACGAAGUGGACUUUGAGCCUACAUGCCGGCGCAAGUUGGCCAUCACCCAAUCAUCACCCGGACUACAUCGCAUAUUCAAGGACCUGAGCAUUCACGACGGCGGAUCAUGGAGCGCCGAGCCUUCAAAGGGCGGCGAGUAUCACUGCCACGCAUUAGAUCUGCGCAGCAUAUCCGAGUCCAUCACAGAGCUGCCGUCCCACAUUCGCAGCGACGUGCCAACCCUGCUCUUGUCUGAAUGCUGCCUCUGCUAUCUGACGCAGCAAGACUCUGAAAAUGUUUUAAACUUUUUCAGCUCCAAGAUUCAUAGCCUCGCGGCAUUGUUGUAUGAACCGAUGCCGCUGCAUGACGCAUUUGGCGACAUGAUGGUUUCUAAUCUCAAAGCUCGACACAUUUACAUGCCUUCUCUGCAGACGUAUAAAGACCAGCAAGGGCAACUGGCAAGGUUGCGGCACUCGGGAUUCGACAGUGUUGGGUAUGCCACGAUUGAAAAUACGUGGGAUAAGUGGGUUGAUGAGAAGGAGAGGGAGAGAGUAGAUUGUUUAGAGGGGCUGGACGAAGUCGAAGAAUGGAAGCUCCUGGCGGCGCAUUAUGUGGUGGUCUGGGGUGCUAGGGGUGCUACAUUUGGUCCCUUGGCCGAUAGGAAUCAAUCCGCAGAAAUUCAAGGUCAAAAAUGA
Molecule: messenger RNA, 1152 nt
Organism: Metarhizium brunneum ARSEF 3297
Lineage: Eukaryota; Fungi; Ascomycota; Sordariomycetes; Hypocreales; Clavicipitaceae
Gene: PPM1
Product: Leucine carboxyl methyltransferase 1
Biological process (GO): C-terminal protein methylation
Molecular function (GO): protein C-terminal leucine carboxyl O-methyltransferase activity
Source: RefSeq, a predicted model, not a curated record